AAGCUUGUUGAAUGGAAAGCCUACCAACUGGCUUGAAGUCUGAAGAGUCAAGAGAGAAGGUGGGUGCGGUUGAAAUAGGCUUGGUCGUGCUUGGUCGUCAGUUGCGAGUGAAUGUUGUGAUAAUAAAAUUUAUAUAAAUAUAUUAUAUUAUAUUAUUAAAACAAAAAUCAAAAUGACAAUUUUAUCAUCUUGCUGGUCACCAAUAAUUUGGACAAAUAAUGUUAAAACUGGAAGUAAAGUUGUUGCAAGUUAUACGACUGCACUCAGUUUUGUUUUAAUAACAUUAACAAUUUAUCAAAUGAUUGGUGGUGAAUCAACACAACUUUAUAAUCCAUUAUUUGAUUUUGAUAUUAGAGAUUCAUUACAAGUAGCUGGUAGUUUUGUUAUUGGAUUUUUAAGUUUUUUAAUAAUCUCGUCUGGUCUGGUAAUGUUUGGUAUAAGCCAGGAAGUGAGAGGUUGGCUUUUACCAUGGUUAAUUUUGUGGAUGAUAUUUAUGGUGUGCCAGCUGCUUUUUGGAGUACGUCUACUCUACAGAUAUUACGUGUUUGUGGACGUUGUUCUAAUUACUAUGAUUGAUUAUCUUUGGAUGGCAUAUAAUUUUUAUUGCUGGCUAUGUGUAUACUCUGUUUACAAAGAAUUUGCAAAACGUGCAUCACCAAAUAUUGAGUAUCUUCAAUGGCCUUAAGUAACAUCAUAUUGUUAUAAUUAAUUUAAGACAUUAUAUUCAAAUAACAGUGAAUCAAAGAAUUUUAAUUCCAUUACUAAAUUUUUAUUAUGACCA
Molecule: messenger RNA, 781 nt
Organism: Aphidius gifuensis
Lineage: Eukaryota; Metazoa; Arthropoda; Insecta; Hymenoptera; Braconidae
Gene: pasi1
Exons: 5
Coding region: 173-685 (170 amino acids)
Source: RefSeq, a predicted model, not a curated record